Molecule: messenger RNA, 2084 nt
Organism: Syngnathus typhle (broad-nosed pipefish)
Lineage: Eukaryota; Metazoa; Chordata; Actinopteri; Syngnathiformes; Syngnathidae
Gene: tspan18b
Product: tetraspanin 18b
Exons: 8
Coding region: 116-856 (246 amino acids)
Cellular component (GO): membrane
Source: RefSeq, a predicted model, not a curated record
CACAACGAGGAGAAGCCGCAGUGAUCGAACUUCUGCAACGAUAGCAACAACGGAAUUCUAUAGGGUUACUGUACCGGUGUAGAUUGAAAGGAUAACAGAAACUAGUUGCUCAGCAAUGGAGGGUGACUGCCUCAGCUGCAUGAAGUACCUGAUGUUCAUCUUCAAUUUCCUCAUCUUUUUAGGAGGCUCCUUCAUGCUGGCUCUUGGUGUUUGGGUUCUGGUGGACCCGAUGGGCUUCAGAGAAAUUGUGGCGGCCAAGCCCCUUCUGUUCACGGGCGCCUACGUCAUCUUGACCAUCGGAGCAAUGUUGUUCCUGCUGGGCUUCCUGGGCUGCUGUGGAGCCAUACGCGAGAACAAAUGUCUCUUACUUUUUUUCUUCAUGUUCAUCCUUAUCAUCUUCCUGGCUGAGCUGGCAGCUGCCAUACUGGCCUUCUUCUUCAGGGAGCAUUUAACCAGAGAGUAUUUCACUCGGGAGCUAAAGCACCAUUAUCAAGGUUAUAACACCACUGAUGUCUUCACCUCUACAUGGAAUGCCAUCAUGACCACAUUUGACUGUUGUGGAGUAAGCGGCCCUGAGGACUUUGAAGUGAGUCUAUUCAGGUUCGUCAACCCCAAUAAGAUGACGCCUGAUGCCUGUUGCCAGGAGAGCAGCUACCAAGGACACAUGGAGUAUAUCAGCAUGUUGCAGUGUGUUAGUGGAAACCCUGCCUUUCAGAACAACAAGGGCUGUUACUCUGCAAUGAUGGAUUCCUUUGAGACAUACCUUUACACAGCAGGAGCAUUCGCCAUUGUGGUGUUGACGAUCGAGCUCUUCGCCAUGCUGUUUGCAUUGUGUUUAUAUUGCGGCAUCCGGUAGUGCACAGAGACCCAAAUGCACAGCAAACACGACAAGGCCACAGGCUGAUGAAGGAAGAAACAAUUGUAAAAUAUCCAUUCAUUCAUUUUCAAAACUGCGUACCCCGUUCAGGGUCACGGGGAGUGCCGGAGCCUAUGCUAGCUGACAUCGAGCGAAAGGCAGACUGAACUGUUCGCCGGCCAAUCAGAGGCCACACACUCACACCUACAUGCACACCGCCACUGAACGGGAAUCGAUCCCAUGCUGCCUGCACACAAGUCAGGCGUGUGUUCAGCAACAUACAGUAAAAUUUGACAUGUGUUUAUCCAGUGAUUUUCCGUGUGUCUGAGCAAUUUUGUGACGUCAUUUUGUAGUUGACAAGUAGAGGCUUAGAGCACAGGAAGUAGUGGGUAACUGUCUGCACAUUUUACUGUAAAGUAAUGCUUAAAUUUUAUGCCUCUGAGUUUAAGUACAAACUCAACUUUGGAACGUUAUGUAAAUUGCAGAUGUGAUUCAAAUCAGUGAAAUGACAAAGGUCCAGGAGGACGUUUUGCCUGGCUACAAACCCACACAGACUGGCUGAUGGACCUCAGUUUACCACUGGUGGUGUUUUUAGCACAACACACUUAACAGUAUAUGGCUUACAAGAAUGUUCUGUGAUAAAGUUUUUGAGGGAUGACAGGCAAUGUAGGUGGUUCACUGUCUCUGCCGUUCUAUUGCUGCACAUUGAAACCGCAUCUAAUUAAAACUUUUCAUUUUUGUUGAUAUUUCACACCUACUCAGAUCAAAAGCAUGUUUUUGCGAACAAUGGAGAAAUAAUUUAAUAAUAUUUGUAUUUUUUUUAUUACUUUUAUCAUCAUAUUUUUUAUUAUAUAUUUUGAUUUUAUGUAUUAUUUUAUUAUUAUAUCUUUUAUUAUUAUAUAUUUUAUUUCAUAAUAAGAUAAUAAUUCACUUGAUGAAUCCGGGUCAGGUAUAGGACAGAAAUAAAUUGUUUAUGGAGGUUUGUAAAUGAGUUGGAGUUUGUGUCAGGACCUUCAGGUAUUAAAUGUUUUUUGGUUUAAUUCUGAUAAAGAUUUUAAUUAUCCUGAUGAUGCUGGUGUGCGCUCGUACAGUAAAGCCUGUGUAUCUUUCUACAGGGUGUCUUGAGUUAAGUAUUGUACUUUCCAAGGAGCUCUAAUCACAUUUGUCCAUUUUCUAUGCAUGUUUAAACUGUAAAUUAAUGCAGCAUUAAAGUGAUGUGUUAGAGCGG